CCUGAUUGUCAAGUGCAAUUUGCAGUAUAGAGAACAGGCACAUUUUCACUGUUGUUACUGCCAAAACACAGUUAUAAGGAAAGUCCAGAUUUUAAAACAUUUAGCAUCAUGCAAAACAAGACCAGUUCCACCUACAGAACCAGUUGUCAGCUGCAAUCAGGGAACCUGGUGUCACCUGUGAAGCCAUUUUCUCCAGUGCACCAGCUGCCUUUAAAGAAACAGCUGUGGCUGAAGGAGUCUCCUUGCAUAUAAAAUCCCAACCUAUUCGUAAAAAAUUGCGCAUUCAGCAAAACGUGCAGUGCGUUCACUGUGGAGUAACUGUCAACAAAAAAAUCUAAACGUUCAUGUUAAAAGAAAACACACUGGUAAGAUCUGUGAUGUUACAGAAAAUCAUCACCUACCUUCACAGUGCAUAGACCCAGUUAGUGGUAUAUAUGCAGUUGAAAAGUCAUUUUCCAGACCAUGUUCUGUAAUCCAUGUGCAGAAAAAAACGUCAGGUCCACAUCCAGUUGUUACAUGUGAAAUGGAUGAAUGCAGUUCCAAUGUAGAAAUUGCCACCCGAAGUGGCUUUCAGCACUUCAAAUGUAUACAUUUAAAGUCACUGCAGUUCUGUCCAUGGCCUAACCGGACACCAGUUGUCCUUGAAGAAGAUGUCCUGGUAGACAUGAUAGCUGCAAAUGUGUUUGGGGAACAGACCAAGACAACCUGCAUGGCCACAAAGGCAGCAGCAAGUGCGGCUGGUGUUCCACUGACUGUUGAGGUGACUCUUGGAGGUCCAUCUACAAAGAGGUAUAUUUCUGUCUAUGAACCCAAAGUGUCAUACUACAGCAGACUUGGUAGAGUCAUUGCUUGACAACAUUCGCAACACAUGGCAUUGUCCCUGUGCAAAGCCAAGGAUAGCUUGUUUGCACAAAAACAUUGCUAGGUGGCAUCUCUUCCAGCUACACAGGCAGUUGUUUGUAUCAUCACCCACCGACAGAACUGCACAGUGCCUAGCACAAGAACAUGCUUGUCAGGAAAGUACCGGAUUGGAAUAUCCUCCCAGUGGUGAAGGUCUCAAACAGAUGUUGUAUUACCUGAUGAAAAACAAAACUCUGCCAGCCGAACUCCCCCAGAAAUACAUCACAGGCUCAAUGACAAUCAAUGACAUUCCCAAACACCUUGUGCCAAAGGAGACUGUUUUCUCAGAAUGUACAGGCAAUGUGGUCCUAAGUGAGCCAGUGUUGAUAACUUCCAAAGGAAAGGUUAUAACAUACACUGGUGUUGUUGAGGGAUUUUCUACGUACUACCGCAUGUGCAGCAACUGUGGUCUAAAAUACCGCUAUCAAGAGUGGACUGAUGGUCUUCACAAUUUUGAUGACCAUUUGCUGAUGUCAUUACACAUGUGCAUUAUCCUGCGUCAUUCACUCCAGGUUUGUUUUUACUGAAGGAAUUAAGUAUAUGGUGUUCUUUUAAAUCACAUUCCUAGAGCCUCCCCAACACUGCAUGUUUUCCAUCCGUGUGUCUCAAUCAGCUCCCUAGUUCAGUAGUCAGGGCACUGAUCAGGGAGUCAGCCACAUUCACUUUCAUUCACGACCUAGGGAACUAGGGAGCUGAUUGAGACAGGGCAUGUCUUCUUAUUCAAACGCACCUGAUUCAGAUCAUCAGCUCAUUAGUAGAGACUCCAAGACGGGUGGGAAACGUUGAUCCUGGAGGGCCAUUGGGCGUGUCUCAUUCUGGUCCCUAGCUCGUGAAUCAGUAUAUCCUGUACACGAAUUUGGGCACU
Molecule: messenger RNA, 1765 nt
Organism: Megalobrama amblycephala (Wuchang bream)
Lineage: Eukaryota; Metazoa; Chordata; Actinopteri; Cypriniformes; Xenocyprididae
Exons: 2
Coding region: 804-1427 (207 amino acids)
Source: RefSeq, a predicted model, not a curated record